Molecule: messenger RNA, 1485 nt
Organism: Aspergillus costaricaensis CBS 115574
Lineage: Eukaryota; Fungi; Ascomycota; Eurotiomycetes; Eurotiales; Aspergillaceae
Product: cytochrome P450
Exons: 7
Coding region: 1-1485 (494 amino acids)
Molecular function (GO): heme binding; oxidoreductase activity, acting on paired donors, with incorporation or reduction of molecular oxygen; monooxygenase activity
Source: RefSeq, a predicted model, not a curated record
AUGUCCGUCCUGUCCAUCGUGCUCAUCCUACGAUGCAUCUGGACGAUCGUGUACCGGCUGUUCUUCCACCCCCUGGCCCAUCUACCGGGCCCACUUCUUGCUCGGGCCACGCACCUGUAUGCCUUUUGGUAUAAUAUGCAAGGUGGAUCCUUCUAUCUUCAGGUUCAAAAGCUGCAUGAGCAAUAUGGCCCCGUUGUCCGCAUCACACCUGACGAGAUCCACCUCAGCGACCCUGAAAACUGCGAGAAGAUCUACUACAUAGGAUCACGAUAUGGCAAGGACCCUCAGUUCUAUGGCGCAUUCGGCACCCACAAGGCGACCUUUACGGCACCAAGCCCCGACGUACAUCGAGUCAAGCGAUCGGCCUUGAACCCCUUCUUUUCGCGCAAAAAGGUGCUUGAGCUGGAGGAUAUUGUGCAGGAGAAGGCAGACAAGCUGGUCAGGCGCAUGAGGGAGUCUUUUAGCUCGACCGGCUGUAUUGACCUGCAUCAUGCCUUUCGAGCUAUCUCUGUGGAUGUCAUCAGUGACUACGCCUUUGGCAAUUGUUACGGCUUUCUCGGUAAGAAGAACUUUGGGGCCGAGUUCUUUGACAUGAUCCGAGGUUUUGGUCCAGCAUUUUGGUUCUUUCAGCAAUUCCCGGCUAUACAGGGGCUUUCACUUAGCACACCGUUCUGGUUGGCCAAGUUGACUAGUGAGCCGUUGACGAGGAUGAUGUUGCAUCGUGAGGGUUCUCGUCGCCAAAUAUUGAAGGUGAAGGACGCUGUUGAUCGGGGCGACAAAGGAAGCCGAACAACUAUAUUUCACCAGCUUCUUCACCCAGAGGCUACUGAGGGUCAUGUGGUGCCCACGGUGGACGAGCUGGAAGACGAAGCCUAUAUCAUGCUGGCUGCGGCUGCAGACACAACUGGAAAUGCGCUGACCAUUGCUGCCUACAACGUGGUUCGGAAUGCAGAAAUUUACAACCGCUUAACGGAGGAGCUGAAGCAGGCGUUUCCUGAUCCGGAAGGGCAAAUAGACUUUGUGGCUUUGGAAAGAUUGCCCUACUUGACCGCUGUUAUCAAGGAGGCUCUAAGGCUAUCCUGUGGAGUCCCUGGUAGACUACCACGAGUCGUCCCUGACGUCGGCGCUGAGUUCAAUGGCUAUCAUGUUCCUCCUGGGACUGUUGUUAGCAUGAGCUCGUGGACCAUGCAUCAUAAUGAAGAUCUAUUCCCACAAUCGGGAACGUUCGACCCAAGCCGAUGGACUGACCCGGUAAUUGGCAAGUCUCUUGAGAAGUACUUGUUCUCUUUCGGCAAGGGGUCUAGGCAAUGUAUUGGAAUGCCGCUUGCAUACUGCGAGCUGUACGUGACUCUCGGUCGACUUUUCCGACAAUUCGACGACUUGAAAACAGCUCAGAAGAGCCGGGAGGAGCUGCGAUAUAACGACUAUUUCUCAUCCUAUCAUCCGGCGGAGUACAACAAGUUUAUAUUCGAGAAGGCACGCUGA